Messenger RNA from Haliotis rufescens (red abalone), 11448 nucleotides. RefSeq names its product hyphally regulated cell wall protein 1-like. The coding region runs from base 590 to 1597 and encodes 335 amino acids. The transcript has 5 exons. NCBI's taxonomy places the organism in Eukaryota, Metazoa, Mollusca, Gastropoda, Lepetellida, Haliotidae. The record is from RefSeq and is a predicted model, not a curated record.
AAUACAUUGCAUUAACUGCUGUCAACAAAGCCCUGUUUCUCUAUACAUGCUAUAGGCUUGGAACACGGGAAGCAUAACAUGUAAGUUUCUUUUGUCAAUCUUUAGCUAUCACAGGCUUGCAUUGACACUAACUGCUCUUUGGAAGUACAUUUGAAAUUGAUGACUGUGCAGUUUUCAUUGUCCCUGUAAUACCUGUACAUGUUUUUUUAGUUUAUGACAUGUUUACGGCACAGCUCACCAGGUGUAGACCAUUUAGACACGCUUGGCUUCCUGGUGAGAAUUGUUUAGAAAAUACAGUUUUUCUCACCACGAUAGUGAGAUUUGAACUUUGAACUGAUGAGUCUGUAGCUAGAAAGAUUUCCUUGUCAGCAGUAGUCUAGCUUGGCCUUGAAGUGACAUCUCAGUGUUUACAGCUGAAACUUUCCAAUGAGUGCUCCUGCUUAAAAUGCCAUCAUAUUUACCUGUUUUACUGAAGAUGACAGAAGCCGCGUGCCCCUGGUGAGAUGAGCGUGACCUAAUUACCUGGUCCGUCAUCGGAGUCGGAGCAGGCUGCUUCUGCAGCCACAUUCCAGCCUCCAUCACCUGUCCCAUGGAGAGCAUCCCCCAUGCCGGCUCACUGCUCACAUCUAUCGGUACCGUGGUGUGUGUGGUGACAUUGUUGACACUAUGUGUUCCCGCUCAUGCCGUCUCCACUGUCUCCCUGACAAGCACGCCCCUUUCGGACACGCCCCUCUCCACAACCAUACAGCCCAGUUUCAGCUCCAGCCUGCACCAAGGAUCAAGCAUCACAUUUACAAUUCUGUCUAGCAGUCUUCAGACACAUGGCUCAGCGGAGAUCACAGACCUGUUCCAUGUUUCGCCCUCAAGUGACACAUACGCCACGGUGACAGGUGACACUUUUGGUCAGCUGUUUGUGACCAGCUCUGCGAGUCUGUCAGUUGAACCUGACAUCCACCAUGUCAGCAGCUUACCUAGCUCUCAAUCUGACUCUCUCAGUGCAAUCUCAUCCACCACCCUGGUGUUGGAACCUGCCCGUCCCACCCUGUUGCCAUCAGUGGUAGAGUCCACAACAGUACCUGGAUCGUCUUUUUCUCCAGAAGUAGGGGGUAUGAACAAAUCAACAACUACAGUUAAUUCGCAAAGGAGUACAGGUUUGAGUAAUGACACAGUUACAAAAACGACGUUGGAUGGUAUUGGAGGGGGGACAACAACGACCACAUCCCCAGGUUUUGGUAACGGUAGCUGUUCAGGCAACAACACUGGAUGUCCAGAGUACAAUGGCCGCCUCAAUAUGGAACUGUCUACUCCAGCUAUCAUAGGUAUUGCAGUAGGGGCUGCAGUCCUUGUUAUUGUUGUAGCAUGCAUGCUGAUCUUCAUGUGUCGCCGCCGCCGGACAUUAUCAGGGUCAAAGGCCGAUCUGUCUACCUACUGGGAUGACAAUGUGACCCUCAGCUACAUCAACGGACAUCUUGAUUACCCCAAGGAUCUGAGUGAUGAGAUGGUUUCAUUGGACAAUGAUUCCUUCCUGAACAGCCUGGACAGCAUGUCUUUCUCCAACAUGUGGGCUGCUGAGAACGCUAAACACACUAACUUCUGACACAUGCAAAAUAGGCCCAUCUCAACAUGUGGGCCGCUGAGAACGCCAAACAUACUAACUUCAGACACAUGCAAAAUUGCCCCAUCUCAACAGACAACCCACUGAUUAACGCUAAACACUCCAACUUCUGACACCUGUAGAACAUGCAGGUCAACAUUUCUCUUGUUUUCGUCAUUGGAAUCGCAUGUUCCGUGAAACUAGUUAAGACCUGUGUUUGGCAUGUGUGAAAUGAUCUGUAUGUGGUAAUGUGUCCAUGGUAACCAGUCCUGGGUUCUGAGAUGAAUAAUAAUUUUAUAGAACAUUGCCUUCUGGAUCUGUGCAUCAUUUGUCAACAGAUGCCAUUUUUGUGAGAAUGGUAACAAGGUCUUGGAAAGAGUUGCACUGAGGUGUUAAUUUACGCUGAAGUAAAUCAUGUGGCUUUAUGGAUGUGAAAGUCACUGGUAUCAAAUUUGUUACCUUUUAGCCAGUGUUCUUGGGAAGCCUUGGAACAAGUACUUUGAAGAACAAUAGAACCAGUACUUUAAGGACAUUUGAGCAAGUACUUGAAGGACAUUUGAGCAAGUACUUGAAGGACAUUUGAGCGAGUACUUGAAGGACAUUUGAGCGAGUACUUGAAGGACAUUUGAGCGAGUACUUGAAGGACAUUUGAGCAAGUACUUGAAGGACAUUUGAGCAAGUACUUGAAGGACAUUUGAGCAAGUACUUGAAGGACAUUUGAGCGAGUACUUGAAGGACAUUUGAGCGAGUACUUGAAGGACAUUUGAGCGAGUACUUGAAGGACAUUUGAGCGAGUACCUUGUACCUUGGAACAAAUACUGUGAUGGACAUUUUACCAAGUACUUCCACAUUUGAGCAGGAGCUUCGAAAUCAGAAAGACAUGUUCCCAGAUUGGCAAAGUCUUACAGUGAGUGUAAUACACAUGUUGUUGAAGACAAAUGUUGAAAUACAUGGAUUCUCACACUGUGGUCUUGAGAUUGGUGAAACAAGAACCCUUGUGUGUCCUGAGUUGAUGACCAAGUUAUGCAGUAUGUCCACAAUAUGCUAGUCUAUGUGAUUGAUCAGGGCUGUUGAACAAAACACAACAGCCCUGAUGGUGGAUAUGUCCUAUUCCGAUGGUGCUGAUGUAUGCAGAUGUGAGUGAUGGAGGUCACACAGACCUACAUGAGAGAUGAGUUGUUUAUGUUGUUCAAGGUUGAAGCUAGGGCAACUUCUAGGGCAACUGUUGUUCAACAAGGAACAUUCACAGUGAGAUCAUGUCAGAAUCUCAAAAAAUAAACAUAUCAUAGACAUCCUAUCAAAACAAUGUUAGAUAAAGCAUUACUAUGAAUAUAUAACAUGUAAGAAACUGCAGUCUUUUAAAAGCCAGGGAACAGUGUCAAAUUUCAAAGGUUUGAAAUUGUUGGAAAUGUAUAAAAAUGAGAUGAGCAGUAAACUGCAUUUCCAAAACAACUGCUAUGAAAAACCUGUUGUGUUUAUGCAUAAGUGAAAAGAUCUGUUAUUUUGGGCAAAUUCACCAAGAUGAAAUGCUUCGAAGAUUUGAAUGUGUUCCCUGGCUCUUGUAAAGCUGGUAUAUAGUUUAAGUUUGAGGCAAAUAAUACCAUUUGGAAAGAAGUUAAGUAUAUGUUAGUUUGACAAUUCUAUGUGCCAAGAUUUGCCACUUCAGGAUAAUAUUAAUCUUGAGAAGUUAUUUAUGAAAAAUGUUUAGAUUACUACAACUGCUAAUGAUAUGAACUUGAUAUAUACGAGAUAUUUAUUAGCCUUGUUAAGCAUUAUUGAUGACAAUGUGCAAAGUGUUUCAGCUAAUACAGUAGAUAUAUAGGCCAGUCAGUAGCAAGAAUUAUUUACAGAGUUUUUUGUAUAAUUUUCUCUCUUUGUUUCUGAUGUUUUGAAGAACAAAACUAUUACUGGUUGUGAAAGUAUUGAUCUUACAAGUGAUUAGUGCUGUUUUCCCAAUUCUGCAUUGAUCAGUACAUCAGUCUGACAAUGUAAGCAUAAUUUUGUCCAUCCAUUUUAGUUUAUUAAGAUGGUCAGUUAUUUUACCAUUUCAAGCAAAACUGAUCUUAUGUUACUUAACCUUGCAUUUCUUAACCCCCAAAAUAAAUGAUUUUUAUCAACAAUUAUUCUGAAAAGAUUGCAAGAAGCAAAUCAAGACCACAUCAACAGGGUCAGUCUUUCCUUAACCCAUUGGCUAAACAUUAAAGAGAGAUAACUCUAAUAGUCCUGCCUGUCAAAUUAAUCAGCCUUCUGAGUACAUCAUUAAUCAUAUGUUUUCAAUCGCAGUAAAUUCAUGCAAACUUGUUUAGAGACGUAUAUUCAAGAUGUCAAAACGUUGAAAUCAUUUUGUUUAACCUGUUUGUGCAUCUUUUGAUGUUUCAAUGCAGUGAAUCGUCAUGGUUAUAGUACCUGUUUUCUGCUCUUUAUGCAGUUUGAGCUCGAUGCAAAGGAACUUUGAUUUACGGAAAAUUGUGCAAUAGGUAUUGUAUUGUUAAUAUCUUGAUUACAGUUGGAUUUUAUUCAGAAUUUGGCAAUGUGUGUGAGUAUAUUCUGAGAGUUUACAUUUGAAGCAUUUAAGGAUUAGGUAAUAGAUUGUAUGUAUGGGAGAUUCGUGUUCGGGUUUAAAUGUGUAAAUGAUGUGUAGGCAGUCGUUCACAUAGUCAGUCCAUCGCCCAACUCACUUGUUACAUAUAUAUGCAGCACAGUAUUUUUAUAGAAGUGAAACCCUGUAUUGUGUGUGUGUCACCCUAUGAUGAGUGUUGUACCACAUCGGAUCUCAUCAUUCCAUAUUCCCCUCAUGAUCAUCUUCCCAUGUGUCCGUCAUAUGCAUAAUAAUUCUCACAACAACAUGAACUUUGAUACCUUGAGUAGUUGAGUAUACCCUAUAGGUGGUAUGUUGUCCUUUUGUCAAGAUAUGAAUCACGUCUUUGAUAGGCAUUUAGAAGUUGGCAGAACAUGAACACAAGAAACUAAUUGUGGAUAUCAAUUUAUUAAUUGUCAGGGCUAAUUCUUGACCCUUCGUCAGAUCAAUGACUUGUGUUCGCGGUAGGACUCUUUUGCAGAGAUUGUGUCUGCAGCAAUCUGGAUACAGUCUGUGCCGAAAUCUUUUUAAGUCAACCAUCGGAAAUUGACCUUUUGGCAUCCAUUUCUGUACAUUUAAGUGUUAGUAUAUGGACUAUCAUUUCCUAAGCCUCCUAGACCGAAAGAAUUUUUUUCUUGAUGCAGGCUUUGAAUUGGUGGCAUACUUUAUUUUGAGUAAGUUAGUAUAUAGAUAUUUUACCAUGAUCGACAAAGUUAAUGUUACCAUUAACGAAUGAAAAUGAAUCCAAACCAAUUUAAUUUCUUGUUUUAUAUAUUUUCAUGGACAAUGCCAAGAAGCAAUCUUUAAAUAAAAGCUGUAUGCAAAAUGCAAACCAUAUUGUGUUUUAGAAAUAGUAUAUUUUCAAUGAAACGCAGCAUUUAGAUUAGUUUCACUAUUGCAAGACAAGAAAAUAGCUUGCCUGGUCUUAGUGAGAAAGGUUAGGUUUACAACAAGCAAAGGUAACAGAUUGUUGGAUAGACCUGAUCUUUAAGUUGUCAAUAUGAAAUAGACUCAAACAAGAUGACAUUUUCGCAAUUUGUCUGACAUUUGGCUAACAUCUUUUAAGGUUUUUGUUUUUGUUUCUAUCGUUAUCAUAAUGGUUAUAUCAACAUUUUACAAAUAAUUAUAAAGUUAUUUAGUGGUACUCUGUCAUACAAGCAACUUACUGAGAAGCAAUUUUGGUGUCGCCUACCAUGGCCUCUCUCAUUAUCUUUGUUAAUAGAAUAACCAUUUAGCUGAAAUUUUAGUUAUCAGUAUUCACUGAGUUUGGUCUCAUAUGUGCCAUAUUUCUGAAAUCAAACGUUUUGUUCAAUGUUAUUGUAAAACUCAAACGACUUAGGACUGGUAUGUUCGAUGUCAGUGUUGAAGUUUUCCUGCAUGGUGCUUUUGUUUCAAUAUGUAUAGUCCUAGAUAAAAGUAAGUAGCAAGUGUAGAGGAUGGUAGUUGACCACUCACACAGUACAAUAUGUUGCCAAUAUUUACAAACAAAUAACAUUUGUGAUGACUGAUUCCAAGAAUUUGGAAUGAAUCCUUAUUUUGCAAAGUCAUUGUCAUUACAACUUAUCACCACAUCUGUAUAUAACAUGUAAUUUCAUUCAUAUUGGAUCAUUCCACAAGAUCAUAUCAUACAAUAAACUCAUUCCUCGUCACCUGAGAAUAUGAAGGAUGGAGCUGGCCUAAGGACAAGGUGAACUUGCUGAUGAUGCAUCAUGCAAUGUCCGCUCGCUCACUCACUCACUCACUCACUCACUCACUCACUCUGAGCAGUGGCCCUCAUCACCUGGGGAAGUGUGGACAAGAUGAUCAAUGAUUUGUCUAUGAGACGAAGGCUCCUGACACUUACAGUCUCGAAGGUUUUCCUAUGGUAGGGAAUGUUAACUGUGUGGCCUUCAUGGGGUAUUAUGAUAAUAUUAUAAUUCCUUAAAAAUUGCUGGCAUGUUCAAAGGAACAAAGUAUUUAUCAGCAUUAGUAAUUGGCACUAGUCCAGUAGUCCUUGCAAAAUUACCCAACAAGGUGUCAUAAGGACUAGUAAAAAUUUGCCAUUAUUAAUUGUUUUGCUAGAUGUUAUUAUGUGGACUAAAAGUGUCAGGACAGCAGUGUGGACUUGAAGCAGGUCCAGCUUUAGUUUCUUCUCUCAUUGAUAACUCCAUUUAAUAUCAUCUUUAUUAUUGUCAAACGAGGAUUAUACAAAGAGCCUUGAAACUAUAUCUUGAAAAUGAAUAGCAUAGAUAUGAUUUUGAAGACUUUGUGAUAACUUUAUGAUUGAACAUCUUGUUCCUUCUUCCUGUUGUGAUCAGGGAGGAUAUUGAAAGCAAUGGCCAGACCAGAUUAGUUUGUUUAUUUUGGAAUGUUUUCUUUGUCAAAUCGCCAAUAGGUUUUGACAGGGUUGAUUUGAGUUGAUUUUUUUAAGUAUCUUAAACGAGUGUUUGCCAAAGGCCUUGUUGAUUUACAUUUUAUCAACAUAUGUGAAUAUCUUUAAGCUCCAAGCUUCUGUUCCAACUUUGUCAAGCCUGUUUUAAGAAGUUUUGCUUUUUCAUUCCACACUUGCUCUUAACAUUUAUGUGUACGACCUUUAUAUGGAAAUAUCAGAAAUUAGUCUGGCCUCAAAAUCAUUUGACAGUGUUCUUGCAGGCUAAAAUGCAUGAUUCCAUCAUUCUCAGUGUUUCCCUAGUGUGUACUUGUCCACCUAUUAUUUACCAAAGACUGGAUCCUAACCCAGAUGCAUAUCAGACUUAUAAAUGCAAUAUACAGUGUAUAAGUGUUUUGUCAAUGUCAACUAUGUGUCCAUCCCAUCGUUCCCAUGGUUACCCUUUGUCUUGUUGUCUUCCUGUGGCAUAAUAUGGCACUUUGUUUAAGGCCUUGUUGAUUUUCAUUUUAUCAGAAUAUAUAUAUAUUUAACUUUUUAUGCUUCCAGUUUUUAUUCCAACUUCGACAAGCCUAAAUCUUUUAAGCGCUGCAUAUUCAUUCCAAACACUCUCUUAACAAUAAUGUGGGCAACCUUUAUGAAGUAUUAAGAUUUGAAAUAAUGGCUUCCAUGUGGAAUAUGAAUAAUUGUUGAUUGAUUAUUGUUGCUAUUAGUGAUGGUUAAAUAAAUAUAGUUACAGAUCAACAUCACAUGAACAUUUCAAGGCAUGCAAGCUAGGAAGGCUGCAUCCUUUUGUAUCAGCUUCAGGGCUGGAGUUGUUUUUUAAAGCAGCAAUAUUUUGAUUCCAGUUUUAUUUCAGGUAAAACUUUGAAUCAGGCAAAAUCAGUGGAGGAGAUUGUUGAGUAGUCUGAAAAACGAUUAAUUUCAGUGAAAUGAAAUAAGUAUCAGUAACAGAAAUUGGCGUCAUAUGUUUGUCAUUGCAGACACAUUUGAGUUUUAUGUCCGAUGCAAUUUCCUAUUUUCACUUGUACCAUAUGUUCCCAUGUUUUUUCAGGUGAACAAUUGACUUGCCUUUGCAUGUGUUUGUGAUGUGCACCACCGGAGGGGCAGGAUAUGCUUACCUUUUUUGCGAAAAACAUCUGGUAUCAUUACUAUUUGAUAGUGAUUCAUAAACACAUGCUCAAGAUACAGUCGGAAUCGUACAAUCGACUAUUUCUAUUGGAUAUGGAAAGGGGUUGGCCCUAUAUUUAUAGAAAUCGCUUCCACUGGUUUUGAGCCCUGUAGCUACGUGCGAGAUAUGUGCUUUUUCUUUGUAAUUUCUAAUUCAAUUCAGUGCAGAAUUUUGUUGAAGAUUGCUUUCAGUUAAGGAUCCUGGAUAUAUAUACAUACAGACAUUGCUUCAAGCUAAGGAUCUUGGAUAUGUAUAAGUAAAGAGAUUCUUUCAUUGUUUAUCAACAUGAUGAUAGUUGAAUCUCAUUCAAUAGAACAUCCAUUGUACUCCUCAUAGCAUUAGGUUUUAGUGUAUUUUCAUAACCUGACCUUGCACUGCAAAUUUACAGAAUAGAUCUACCGGGUAAAUGCAUCCAGUAUUGUUGUCAAGUGAGUAUUCAGAUAUAAAGAUGUAGAGUUAUGUUGUGAUCCUAUUGUUUUAUGGUUAUUUACUGUGUUGUUUGGGUUUUCAUUCCAUGAUGCUCUGGAUUUUCCAUUUUGCUUAUUUCUGGGUUGUGAUUGUUCUCGUUACUCUACAGGUUUGUUUAAGCCUAGUUUUAUUGUCAAUUGUGUGUACAUUUGUAUCAUGUUUUGUGAGUGGAUCUGAAGCAAGACUUGAUCUGAAUUGGGUUUAUUCAUAAUUUAGGUAAGAACAAAGAUGCAGUUGUAUUUAAACAUGUACCUGUAUGUUUCCUUUUGUAAAAAGUGAUACCAUUAAAGAAUAUUUUAGGUGUAAAAUGUUCCAAAUGAAAAUGAUUAUCAUAAAAUACGGAAUUUUGUCAUUUGUUAGAUUUUGUAGAUCUCAACAACUAUGUAAUUUCGCUGAAUUAUUUUGAUUUAAAUUUCUCAUGUUUUGAUGAAUACACCUCUUUAUCAAAUAGGACAGUCAAGAUCAAUGUGCUGGUCCAAACCAGGAAUAUUUUAUCUUGCAGUAAUGUGGUCAAGAUGCGUGAAACCACCCAUCCCUUUAUCGUGUCAGUUAAAUAAUUCAGGAAUAGUAACCUUUAGAAAACAGAUUAGUUCUACAGCUUGAGAUGUUGUUUGUAUGCUGCAGCUCGAUGAAAUCUCCACUGCAAUCCAUGCAAGUGGUAAUAUUUGUAACUGCACACCAGGGGAAGAAGAACAUAAACUGCUCCACCACAUAUGCAACAUGUCCAGAUUAAACUCAGCCUGAGGCCUUUAUGCAGUGAUGAAACGUUUCUUGUAUUUUAUGCAUGAGGUCUGUGUCUAUGAGCUUAUGCUAAACUAUUCACAUCUUGGUUACAGUUGUCACUCGAUUCUUGUCAGCAGGAAGUGCUGUUCAUUAUUUUCUCAAAUAUUGCAUAAUCAGCGUUUACAUUGUCUUGUUUUUGUUGUCUUCCAAGUCAGUCAUUUGGAAAGUUAUAUAUGUUAUUAGUAUAGUUAUAGAUUCUUUGAAAGCAGGGGCAGUCGGGUAGCCUAGUGGUUAAAGCGCUCGCUCGUCAUGCCGAAGACCCGGGUUUGAUUCCCGACAUGGGAACAAUGUGUGAAGCCCAUUUCUGGUGUCCCCAUCGUGAUAUUGCUGGAAUAUUGCUAAAAGCGGUGUAAAACCAUUCUCACUCACUCACUCACUCACUCACUCACUCACUCACUUUGAAAGCAUGGUAGUGAAAACUAAUACUUUAAAUUUGAAUCAAGAUCAGGUAUUGUCUGCAAAUCUCACAGAAGGCAGCUGGAUUAAGAGCAUAUUACAUGCUCCAAAGUAAAUUGAUCCGCUUGUCACUUGUUGCUGUGGCUUGGAGCAAGUGAUGAAUCUUUUUUAGUUUGUUUACUAUGUAAGAAUCGUGUGUGGACACAGGUGGCUCAGUUGUUUAAAUCUCACAAUUUGUUGUGCAGAGCUGUGUCCAUUAAGCACGUCUGAAACCUAUGCUCAUAGGUUCAUUCAUCUCUCCGAGGCAAGGGAGAUAACUGAUUUUAAAAGUCCGUGUUCCACCCUUGCCGAACUUAGACUGGAAGUUCUGGGCUCGAUCGUUGCACCACCAGUGGCUAUUACAAAUUAUGUCCUUUCUAUAUCCCCCACCCUACUGACCAAUCAGAUUCCACCUCUCAUAUCACUUGAAUUCAAACAAAGUGGCGGCGCCCAGUCAAGAUGAUUUCAUCAUAUGUGCAUAAUAUCACUUGAGCACCUUGAUUAAAAACAUGAAAAGAUUUGUAAAAUAUCUGUCAACGCCAAAUUGACGGUACCCAUGCUCUGCAAAUUCUGCAAUUGAACGAAUUAGGCACAGCAGUUGUCAUGUUGUUAUGAACCGGAUGUUGAUUUCGUGAAUGGAUUUUGAUUUGACUAGAUAAAGAUGCGUUAGUCCAGCCAAACUGUAACUCCACAAUUCCAGCCUAGUUCAGCAAGGGUGGAAAUUGGUCUUUCAAAGUCGGUUAACUCCCUUGCUUCAGGAAGAUGAGGUACAUAACCCAUAUUUUUCUGAUUAUGAUUCUAGGUUCAAGCCUGUGGGUUUCACCAAAGUGGUACAUGUCUAAGACCUAUAUUCCUUAGGGCAUCCCACGCAAAUCAAGUUAUUAUGCUGUGUCAUAAUUGAAAUACCACAUCACUUCAGGUUUUCUUCCACAUCAAGCUGACGUGCCAUGAUAUAACUGAAAUACUGUUCAUAGUGGCGUUAAAACCCAGCUCACUUACUCUAGAAUUGUUUACCAUUGUGUGGGUAUUGUUUUCUUGUUUAUAUCCUGUUUACACAUUUCAUGUGUAUUUGAUUUAGUUAUGGACUAAUGAUUGCUAGUUUUCUUAUGUUGAUUUCAAAGAUCUGUUGAUACUAUCAGUUACCACAUGUUGUCAUUAAAGUUUGGUGUCUGCAUGUAAUUUAGAAAAUGUGAAUUUAUUACAUAUCAUUUUAAUUCAAACAUAUCACAUGUAUUUGAUUGAAUUAUUGCCAGGUAUUUUAGUGAGGGUCAGCCAGGAAUCGGGACAGUGCUUUGUGUCCUGGCUAGUGUUUGUUUAAACUGUCUAAGAAUACACUGAUUUUGUAUACAAAGUCAAUGGUGUUUUUGUUAAACGCUUGAUACUGAAGUCAUAUGAUUAAGAAUCUUUUUAACAUUUUACAGAUUAGAAAAGAGGAACAAGAUUGCUCGGAGAAAAAAUGUUUCUAUUGAGUUUUGCGAACAAAACAUUGAUAAAAUAGACAAAUUGACAAUUUGAUGGCAUGUAAUCUGAAAAUUUAGUUCCGAGUUCAAUGUAAACAUUUAUAGAACAAUAUCUAUCUUCAGAGAAAUGUGUUGGAAAAUGUAUAUGUGAUAAGCUGAUGAGGAUGUGUGCCAUAUAAUUUUUUUAAAGUUUGAUUAUCUUCUCGUCUUAUCAGCAGAGGACUUGUACCAGAAAAUUUACAAUAUUUUCCCUAAAACUUGAUAGUUUUUUCAUCUAAUCAACAGAAUUAAAGGAUGCUGUUCACAGCCUGACCUCUUGCAUGUUGGUUGAAGCCAGAAAUAUACGGAUACCCUUUCUUUAUAUCACAUUGUGAGAUGAACACAUGCUUGACAGGGUUGACUCCCUGUCAUGUCAUGUGUGUUGUACUCUGGUGUAUGUAAGUGUCACACUAUUUUACCUGGGAACCCUAUACUGAUCUGUACACAUAUGAAAUGGCAUACCCUGCAUCCUUUGUCAGAUAAGUGCAGUACUUACACUUGUUAUGUGUCAUGAUAUUUGGAAGAAUAAAUCUUAAAGAAAUAUAUAUAUAUAUA